Molecule: messenger RNA, 831 nt
Organism: Aspergillus saccharolyticus JOP 1030-1
Lineage: Eukaryota; Fungi; Ascomycota; Eurotiomycetes; Eurotiales; Aspergillaceae
Product: alpha-galactosidase A precursor
Exons: 1
Coding region: 1-831 (276 amino acids)
Source: RefSeq, a predicted model, not a curated record
AUGGCUAGCCGCCCAACAUUUGAAGUACUCGACUGCAGUGUCGACGAAGAAGAAGAAAGCUACUUCCGCCUCCUGGUCGAUAGCAAGCAGAUCAAAUACCUCACUAUCAGUCCUGGCACCUUCAAGAACGCUGAGAUGUGCUUUGACCCGACCCUGAAGACCGUGCUCCCUAGAUUGCCCGCUGGCAAUUGGAACGAUGGAACUGUAACUAGGGACGAAGACGGGAGACCCACUUUUACACGAAUCAACCUGACUGAAUUCGAUGGUGUCGAGAAUACCUGGCAUGAAACUUUCGUCGAGUGGGGAGAAAUGGAGCUAGAAAAGAAUCUACACAUUACAACUUACGAAGUAAAGUGUCCGCGGUUCGAAGAUAUUGUGGUUGCCAAAUUUGAGAGCUGGCACUGGUACAUGUAUUCCAUGGAGAACGAAACUAAAGUCUAUCAAUGGUUGGACGGCCACGGUAUCGGGCCCCGAUUCCUCGGUCACUUGACUGAACAUGGUCGUGUCAUUGGUUUCUUAAUUGAACGAAUAUCCAAUGCGCGACCUGCUGGAACGGAGGAUGUCGAGCCCUGCAGGGAGGCAUUGUCUCAGUUGCAUGCUCUGGGCCUCUUGCACGGAGACAUAAACCGACACAACUUUCUUAUCCGCGAUGGAAAAGCUACUUUGAUUGACUUCUCUACCACCCGCAAGUGUGAUGAUGAAGAUAUGUUUCGAGAGGAGAUGGAGGCUCUGCCCGAUUGUCUCGCAGAUACAUGGAAUAAUGGAGGUAAAGUUGAAUUGGAGCCCUUCCAUGGGACAUAUGGAGAGAUGACGGAUCCAGACCGUUUGUAA